AUGGAAGCGAGAAGUGCGUUGCACAUACUCAAUGCUCCAAGCACCAAAAGUCUGAAGUAUGCGAUCCGAUCUGGUCUCAUCAAAAACUGUCCUAUCACUGAAGAAGCUAUCAACCAUGCUGAAGCAAUCUUUGGACCUGACGCAUCUACUUUGAAAGGCAAGUCAACAAGACCAACUCCAAAGAAGACCUAUGACGACUUCUUCAGUCCACCAGAGGAAUUGUAUCAACAUAAUCGAUCUAUUACCGUCUGUAUUGAUCACAUGGAGAUCGAGAAUGCUAAGUUUCUCACCUGCAUUGAUACCACUGUGCGUUAUCGCUCAUGUAUUCCCUGUAGAACCUCAAGACUGAACCUGGAUAAGAUAUUCCGCCACUACAAUAAGGCAGGCUUUCAUGUCAAGACGAUCAAGUGUGAUCGAGCUUUCAUCCCUCUCACGGAUGAUAUGCUAGAUGAUAUGGGUGUUACUAUUGACCCGACUGCAGCUGGAGACCAUGAGCCUACAGCUGAGCGAAACAAUCGGACGCUGAAAGAAAGAGUUAGAGUAGCUCUUGCACGAUUACCCUACAAAGUGGUCCGAAAGGUGAUAACUGAAUGUCUUGGACGUCGAGCCGCCGAGCUAUUGAAUGUCUUUCCCCAGAAAGACAGUAUUUCCUCACAUUUCAGUCCGCAGCAACUCAUUGAUAGUGUCAAUAUCAACUACAAGAGUGACAUGGUUGCUGAGCUUGGACAGUAUGUUCAUGCAAUUGGGACGGAUUCCAACAAUUUGAUGGAACCGCAAAGUAUUGAAGCGAUCUACAUUGAACCUACAAAGGGACAACGUACAGGGCACCGAGUGCUCAACCUCAAUACUAAGAAGAUGAUUUCUCGACCCAAGGUUGUCGUACUACCCGUUACCGAUCAAGUCAUCCAGCGUGUUGAAGCUUGGGCUGCUGCCAAAGGUGUUACUUCCAUGAAGUUCUUUGAUAAGAAGAGAGAUUUGGAUACAUUUCAAGAUGGCAAUCAAAUUGCAGGAGUGGAUGACACGGAACAAGGUUACUUAGAGGAAGCCUUCGAUCAGGACUAUGAACCUGAAGAAGAAGAUGAACGUGAUUUCAACCUACGUGGACAAUUCGAUGAUAUCGAUGACUCCAAAAGAAAUGAGCUCUUGGCAGAUGCAGACAAUGAUGUCGAUGAUAUGCCGGAACUCACUGUCAGAUUCCAAG
This is a messenger RNA of Cylindrotheca closterium, 1201 nucleotides long. The record is from the annotation of a GenBank genome assembly. NCBI's taxonomy places the organism in Eukaryota, Bacillariophyta, Bacillariophyceae, Bacillariales, Bacillariaceae.